Hyaloperonospora brassicae is the source of this 663-nucleotide messenger RNA. The record is from the annotation of a GenBank genome assembly. NCBI's taxonomy places the organism in Eukaryota, Oomycota, Peronosporomycetes, Peronosporales, Peronosporaceae.
AUGACGACGACGAUCUUUGAUGGCUACGACGAAGAGUACCGCACUCUCUCUACGGAUAUCUCCACAAAGAUGCGCGAUAUCGCAUCGUACGAGGACCAGAAAGACAAGAAGAAGGCGAGCAUCGUGCAUGUGGGCGACCUCUUGACUCAAUCCACACAGCUGAUUCAGCAGAUGGAGCUCGAGGUGAGAAGUUUGGACACCGCAACUCGUCAAGAGCUAUCGAAGAAGGUGGGCCAGUACAAGAAAAGUCUCGCCUCGCUGUCGGCCGAUCACAAAAAAAUCCGAGAGAAGGAGGAACGCGAAGGGCUAUUUGGUGAUUGCGAUCGCGAGGAGGCGUCUGCGGAGCACCGCGGUCGCUUAGCUGCUGCCACAAAUAAAAUAAAGGGAACGACAGACAAGCUGACAGCCGCAAAGAAAGAGAUUGCGGAUACGGAGGAAGUUGCGCUUGCUAUUAGCAACGAGCUUGGCCGGAACCGUGAGAAGAUUGAAGCCACACACGCAAAGGUGAAGGGAGUGAAUGAGAUGGCUCGUCGUGGCGGAAAUAUCGUGAGCCGAAUGGCUGCCCGAAACAAGCGCCAAAGGAUGGCUGUAUCCGUUGCAGCAGGUUUUAUCGUAAUCGCCAUUGUGCUGCUGGUUUACUUUGGUAUAUUCAACAAAAAGUAA